GUUUAGUAGAGUGAAAGGUAAAAGCGUGUUGUGUAAGGGUACUGCUCGAUACCUCAGCACAUAAACGUUGCGUGUAUCGGCGGAUUUGACAACUCGAAUUUACUGUUUCGUUGGAUUUCAGUAAGUCUGUGAACUAUGACCGAUUCGUUCAGGGCCGAGUUCUUUCCACGGAGUCCAGUGCUUUCACCCACGGCUUUGAAACCAGUAUGGGGAGACUGUCUUGUAUGCGGAGACCGUGGAACAGGGAAACACUACGGCAUUGUAGCUUGUGAAGGAUGUAAGGGCUUUUUCAAGAGAAGCGUGAGGAAGAAUUUAAAUUACAGUUGUCAAGGGAAUGGCGCUUGUCCAGUAGAUAAAAUCCAUAGAAAUAGGUGUCAGAGAUGUCGCCUGAACAAGUGCCUCGACAUGGGUAUGAAGAAAGAAGCUGUGCAGUGUGAAAGAAAACCACUAAUAAAGUGUGCAGAGGAUUGCUCUGGUGAAAAUCACACAAGAUGUGCAAGUCUGUCUCCUACAAAUCAAUCAAUUCAUUCAGUUUACCUGGAAAAAACAGAAUCACCAUGUCAUACACCAAGCAGCCCACUUGCUUCAUCACCAAUAAAUGGCACACUUCAAACAUCUCUUUCUCAGUUCCUCUCAUCAAAUCAGUAUGACUGCAUUCUAAAUCCCGAACAUCUUCAAUUUAAAUUGAAUCCUCCAACAUUGGGUGUUUCUACAUUAUCCAUGGAGUAUGUUUAUGAAAUAGCCACUCGUCUCCUAUUCCUGACGGUCGAUUGGGCGCGUAGCAUACAAGUUUUUCGCAAUCUUGAUAAUAAUGAUCAACUUGUGUUACUACAAAGCACUUGGUCAGAUCUUUUUAUGCUGGGUGUCGCACAGUGUUCAAGUUCUUUCCCCUUGUCACCAUUAUUAACACUUGCGGCUUCACACAUGGAACAAAAUGAAGGAGGUGGAGAUAGAAAGUCUCCUGUGCAAACCAAAGAACCAAACAUGGUCGAGAAGAUAAUGAGUGUAAAGGACCUCUUGUUUAGUCUUGAAAAACUUGAGUUGGAUUCUGUGGAGUAUGCAUUCCUGAAGACAAUAGUACUCUUCAAUGCAGACUGUUCAAGUUUAAAGAAUCCCAAACAAGUUGAAAGACUUCAAGAAAAGGCUCACUGCGCCCUUAAACUUUAUGUUGAAAAACAGCGCCCAAGCAAUCCCGAACGGUUUGCAAAGAUACUACUACGGCUGCCAGCUACGCGGGUUCUUACGCAGCGAGCUGCAGAGGAACUGUUCUUCUCGCCGUUGAUUGGAACGGUCAGAAUCGAGAGUAUAAUGAACAAUAUUAUCUCAAACUCUUUAGCAUUUUAACGUGAGAUUCGUUCGCUAUCGUAGUUUAAACUUAAAAUUUCACAUUAUUUUUCGAAUUCUCUGCCCAUAAUAGGGCUCUUCCAUUACAGGCCUUGGAUACUACGGGCGACGAACAGUUGUCUUUUGUGUGCUGGUAUAACUUUAUUUUUUUGAGAGCGUUAAAGUAAUGGGCUCCUCGGAUUUCUGGGUGUUAAGUCUUCACACGUUUCUGUUCUUUCACCUUUAAAAAGGGCAUGGGACUGAAAACGUCAACGCGUUCCUAUUCGUUAUUUUUUCUGAAAGAGGGUUAAGUCGCUUAGCUUAAGGCAAAUUUGCGCCAGCAAACUAGUUACAGAUAACAAAAAUAGUGGCACAACCAACCGAAACACAAAAGCCUGAAGGGGAAUGGAUUACAGCCGGAUGCAUGAACCUAAGCUUGAAAGCAUUUUCGGAAUGGAUGUCAGUUUGUCUAAAAGUACCACCAAUCGUUCCGUCUUGUUGUGCUCGCAAAAUGCCUUUGUUACUGAAACUGUAGCUUUAAGUGGGUAAGCGCUAGUCCUGAUAAAGAAACAAGACAGAGAAAAGCAAAAACAAAGGAUAGAUAAUGUCACACAACGCGUGUCCUCGACGUACGUUUCUAACGGUCCCGUAGAUCCUUUUCCACUUGCACCCUAACAACUAGCCUUUGGUAGUUAGGAAAUUGAACGCGUCAAGGUUAAGCAUACGACGUAUCAUUAUGUUUACUGUGUAGCUGAGUCGAUUUCGAGUCAACAAGUAAACGUUUGAAAAGAGAGAUCAUCCGGCAAAUUCCCGAUCACAUGCUAGGUGAGGGUGAUUUUCGAGCACAACUUACGACGAAAAUUGAAAUGGGAAAAAUUCGAAAUCAACUAUCAGACAGUUUGGUUUGUAAUUCCAUAAUUCAUUCACUGAUUGACCCAAUUAAGCCAUAUUUUAUAUUUAAAUAUGUGUAAUUAGCCAGUUACUAUCUGACUCCAUAAUGAGUUAAAACCAAAAUCUGCCUCUAUCUUUUCAUUCGUCCGAAAGAAAAAGGUAGGUGUAAUUGUUUCUGAAAAAUUCAGACAAAGCUCUAUUUAUUAUGUUUAGAAUCGUGUGGACAAUUUGAAAUUCGUCUAAGUACAGUGAAAUGCCAGGCGCGUUGCCUUAAUAUGUCCAGCUUGGGCAACUCUUUAUCAAAACUGAUUUAUGCCGUUCAGGAUGUCAGUGAAUUACUGUGUUAUUUAUGAACCUCAUCAGUCAUAACCCCUUUUUUGAAAGGUUGAGUGGAUUAAUUAUAUUCCGCUCGAGUAAGAGUUGUACAGGUUGGUACAAACAACAGUAAUAGAAAAAAAUAAUAUUCUGAUAUUAUAAUUUUAUAUUUAUUGAAUAUACAAGAUGAAUUUAGUUAGCUAUAAAUAUUGUUCAUGUUUUAUAUAACAAUUGUAGUUGCUUAACCAGCCAAAUGCUGUAAAAUUUUGUGAAUAGAGUUUUUUAGGUGAAGAAAAUGAGACGUGUUCCAAUUUAGAAGCAUAAAAACAAUGCGCCAGAUUUUAAAGUUAGAUAUCUCUUAGAUACAGAAUAGUCUUGGCUAAAUUUUGUGAUGUCGUGCAUGCGACGUAAUCUCUCGAGUUUUUUUCGUGUCGCAGUAUUCUGUUCUAAGAAGAUACAUUUGUUGUUUUUGAAGGUCCACUGAAUCUCAGAAUCGAGGUUAAGAGGAGAUCGAAAGUUUUCAUAUUGUAAGGUCCGUUCCAUAGGGUAAGGAGUUGCUACUAGUCCCAUUUCAGACAGUUGUCACAGCCCUAGCGUAGUAUUCACAAACCCUGAAAAAUAUUGGCUUAAAUGAAUUGUUUUCGUGUUC
Molecule: messenger RNA, 3178 nt
Organism: Stylophora pistillata
Lineage: Eukaryota; Metazoa; Cnidaria; Anthozoa; Scleractinia; Pocilloporidae
Product: nuclear receptor subfamily 2 group F member 5
Biological process (GO): regulation of DNA-templated transcription
Molecular function (GO): DNA-binding transcription factor activity; sequence-specific DNA binding; zinc ion binding
Source: RefSeq, a predicted model, not a curated record